This is a messenger RNA of Drosophila eugracilis, 1603 nucleotides long. RefSeq lists its product as uncharacterized. Lineage: Eukaryota; Metazoa; Arthropoda; Insecta; Diptera; Drosophilidae. The record is from RefSeq and is a predicted model, not a curated record. Bases 918 to 1475 code for a protein of 185 amino acids. The transcript has a single exon.
AUAAAAUAGUAAUUAUCAUUUAUUUUAAACAGCUUUAAUAAAUUUAAAUAGUUUAAUAUUCAAUUUUGAAACGCACUGUAACCACGUGGCAACGAGUCCUUAUAAAUGGCUAUGCCACGCCCAUAAGGCGCCGGACAUUAAACUCAAUGAGUUGAAAUUAUUUGCAGCUGAAGGUCAACUAAAAGCGGACUGAAUAAAUGGCGAGGGAGUUGGGGAGCAAAAAAAGUUGCUAGAGAAGUGGAUGGUUGCCAUGGUUCGAUGGGCUCGGUGGGCGUGGCUGCUGGGGCGCCAUUAAAGACAACUUCCGCAAACAAUAAAUUUUGCUUACCAAAGAAGAAGCUGGCUGCGUGAUGGUGAAACGGAACCCAAAAUGGUUUUUGGGGCUGCUAAGAGCUUAAGCGCUAUUUUUUAAAAAAGAAUUUUCGACAUUUUUUUUUUUCUGGGCCACCAAGAAAACUGCUGUCGAUUAAGCUGUUAAAUAUAUUUUUUGCCGCUUUUGUUAGAGUUUCGCGGUUUUUGGUUUCAUUUUUUUUUUUUUUUUUUUGAAUUGGCUGGUGAAUUUUUGGUUAGCUAAAAUGUGCACGGCUGCGUUAAUUUGUAUGGAUUAUUUAUGGUGGCCGCUGGCUUUUCUGCUGCUUCUGGCAGCAAAUGAGGCCACAAAGGAAGUGUGGCUGGCGAAAACUCCGUCCGAGCGCGAGAAAGCCCGGAUGAGCUGCAAGUUUUCGGCAAAAGUUUGCAGCCGCACAAGUGCCAACUAGAAUUUAUGGCAAUGUUUUUGAAAGUUGGCAGAGCAUUGCCAAUGUUUCCAGCUCGUAUACAUUUAAUUUCCCUGACUGUACAAAAUCAAUUAACAAGAAAUGAAAGCCGCAGCUUCGACAUCAAACUGAUAUCAGUUUUCUUUGCACCUUCGAUCGAAGAUGUUGCCGGUUCUUGUGGUUUUCCAAUUUAUAAGUUUUACUUAUAGUAAAGCAGAGCUUAGGGAAAUUUCACCCUGUGGAGAUAUGUUUAAGAAGGCUGAUUCCAAUCUUACCACCAUUUUCCAUUGCCUCAUGGAAAAUUAUAAUCUCACUGCCACUCUAUCAGGUGUUUUAUUGAAAAUGGAUCAAGUUGAAGUGCUGCUGGAUGGAGUUCCCACUGAUGAACAGAAAUAUAAGCCAUCGCCUUUCGAAAACAUAGAUGAUAUAUUGGACAUACCAGCUGAUGUUUCCCAUAAAGAUUGCCUAACGAAGCACCAAAUUAUGCAAGCCAUACUAAGAAAACUGGAAUGGUAUAACCUAAUGAACAACAGGGAUAACACUCUCUACUCUUGGCCCUGGAAAUCCGGUGCUUAUAAACCCAAAAUUGCAUAUAAAAAAAGAGAUGAAGAUGAGAUUUCAACCACUCAGCCUGAGAUUGGAGUUUCAGACAUUUUGCAUGAGAUCCGUUGUCUGCUCGCGAAAGCCAUUCGAAACACAGGUAAUAAAUUAAGCUUUUAACCUUUUGUUGGCUCAAUUGAUUGCGACAAUUAAAAAGGCACAACAGCGGUGACAGGUGCGAAAAUUGGCCAAAGGGGUGAUGGGAAGGGGCGUGACCUCUACUGCAUUUAAAUUGUAAAUAAAUAUGU